CACGGCUCUUCGCUUCCUUUCCUGGUCUUUUCUCCUUUUGUAAGCCCUGUGGAAAGACUCCUGAUAGUAUUUUAUUCACUAUGUUUAACUAUGAAAAAGCAUUCAUCAGUGGAAGAGAGAAGAACUAAGUAAAUCUGACAUCUCUUGAUCUUCGCGACAGAAUAUGAAAAUGUCAAUGGUUGUCUUUUCUCAAUUAAAUAUGUGUGAAUCAAAAGAGAAAACUUUUUUCAAACUAAUACAUGGGUCAGGAAAAGAAGAAACAAGUAUCGAGGCCAAAAUCAGAGCUAAAGAGAAAAGAAAUAGAUUAAGUCUUCUUCUGCAGAGGCCUGAAUUCCACGGAGAAACUAACACCAGUAAAUCUGCCCUCUUGGCCAAAGAAACAAGAGUCUGCCCUGAAGAAGCAGUGAAAUGGGCUGAAUCAUUUGACAAACUGCUUUCUCAUAGAGAUGGAAUGGAUGCUUUUACCAGAUUUCUUAAAACUGAAUUCAGUGAAGAAAACAUUGAAUUUUGGGUAGCCUGUGAAGAUUUCAAGAAAUGCAAGGAACCUCAACAAAUUGUCCUAAAAGCGAAAGCAAUAUAUGAGAAAUUCAUCCAAAAUGAUGCCCCAAAAGAGGUCAACCUUGAUUUUCACACCAAAGAAGCAAUUGCCAAGAGCAUCACACGACCCACUGUCCACAGCUUCGAUGCGGCACAGAGCAGAGUGUAUCAGCUCAUGGAGCAAGACAGUUAUACACGUUUUCUGAAAUCCGACAUCUACUCACAUUUGCUGGAAGGACGACCGCAGAGACCAACAAAUCUCAGGAGACGAUCACGGUCAUUUACCUACAAUGACUUCCAAGAUGUAAAGGCAGAUGUUGCCAUUUGGCUAUGAGUAAAAGUAAUUUUUUCUUGUUUUGAUGGUAACUGUGUUCAUCUGCUUCUAAAAUAUGGUUCCUGUAUAGUAAGAAAUGAUUACACUUUUAAAAUA
Messenger RNA from Psammomys obesus (fat sand rat), 967 nucleotides. It is a transcript of the gene Rgs18, whose product is annotated as regulator of G protein signaling 18. Bases 164 to 871 code for a protein of 235 amino acids. The record is from RefSeq and is a predicted model, not a curated record. NCBI's taxonomy places the organism in Eukaryota, Metazoa, Chordata, Mammalia, Rodentia, Muridae. The transcript has 5 exons.